AUGGAGAAAUUCGCAAAUUCAAGGCACAGAGCGAACAACGCCAGCAAAUAUCUCGAUUAUGUUGAAGACAAUGAUGCAAUGAUCGAAAAUUUGAAUAAUUAUUCAAGCAAAUUGCAAAAUGUUUUCCAAAACUCAUCAAACCAAAAUUUUCUAAACGAAUAUACAACUGUUGAGUAUUAUGCAAUAGAAGAAUACGAGAACCCUGAAGAAUCUGCUGAAACAAUUCAGUCUCUAAAUAAAAUUAAAAAAGAAGACAAUGACAAUCAAAAGAAAUUACAAAAGAAUGACAAAAUCUCAUUAAAAUCUCAGACUUCUGUUUCUUCAUGGAAAUUCUUACAAGAUGAAAAAGAUUUAGAAUCACAACCUUUCGAAAACGUCAUAAAAGGUAAAGAUAAAUUAAACGCCUCUGAUGGAAAUUCAGAAUCCAAUAUACCAAUUUCGGUAAAACAACAAAAAACCGAAAAUUCUAAACAAUCAGUGAUAAAAAGAGAAAAGGCGCAAAAACAAAUGGACUUCGUGGGCCCUUUGUAUAUCAGCUCUCAUAAUUUAUCUGAAUUAAAUGAAUCGUCACGCGGCUCAAACAAAUCUUGCAAUUCACAGAAAAAAUCUGUAAAAUCGGGGUUAAAGUCUGAUUCGCACAUUUUGACAAACCAUGAAAGUUCCAAAAAUUCUUUCAAAUUAUCACAAAAAUCGGAUCUUUUGUCAAACCAAGAAAAAAACACAGAAUAUACACAAAACUCUGAUGAUACAUACUCUUACACCAGAGACUAUACUUAUUCUUAUCAAAAUACAACUCCUUCGUCUAAAUCUACAAAAACUGCUUCAAAACAACAGGAACUAUCUGAUAAAAUUGUUACUUCAAAGGCUCCGCAAUCAAAAGUAGAUAUACAGAUAUCAAAACUCAAUGAAACCUUGAAUCCAAAAGAUUCAGAUUACUAUAAUUUAAAAAGGGAAGAAAUCCUUAAUAAAUGGAAGCAAGAAGCUGAAAAUGCCGCCAAAGAAGAGCGUAUGUACAAUGAAUCAUUGAUUUUUAAAGUUCAGCCCAAUAAAUACAAAAUUACAGGUAUAAGAAGGGAGCAAAAGGCAUCUGAUUCGAAGCAAAUCAGCUCAAAUAAUGAAGAAGUUUUUAUUCCGCAGAGCUACUUCCGGAUGCCUCCAAAUCCUUCAAAUCAUUUUCUCCGAACUAUGUCGCUUCCUACGAAUGAGCGCCUCUCAGCUCCCAAAAAGAAGAAGGUAUCGAAAAAUAAAUCUAGACGAAUCACUAAACGAGAAUUCGAUGAAUUCUACAACAGGCAAUGUGAUACUGAAACAAAAAGGAUGAAAGAAACUUUACAAAAACCAAAAAGUGACAAUGAAGAAAAAGUAGGAAAAUCCUGUACAACUAAUAUUGGAAUCAAAUUGUUCAAGGAAUCAAUUAAGCCAUUUAAAUUUGAAGAUGAUGAAAUGCUGAAUGAAAAUAUUCAUAAAUCUACAGCAAAAUGGACUAAUGACGAGAGAUUUUGGAAGCCCAAAGAAGUUAAUGAUGCAAAUAGUAUUAGUAUUCCACUGAAAACGAAGAGAAACGCAAAUAAGAACAGCAUUUUAAUGACAAAAGGGAAAUCAUCGUUCUUUGAGCGAUCAAAGUAUGAUUAUAGCGAUGUACUUAAUAAAUACAAGGAAACUGUUGAGAAAGAGCAAAUGAAAACUUAUUACACUGAGUUUGAUGAAAAAGCAUGA
Molecule: messenger RNA, 1716 nt
Organism: Trichomonas vaginalis G3
Lineage: Eukaryota; Parabasalia; Trichomonadida; Trichomonadidae
Exons: 1
Coding region: 1-1716 (571 amino acids)
Source: RefSeq, a predicted model, not a curated record